AUGAACGGUACUCCAAUGGAGGUUGCCGUGGCUCUGGGUUUACUCGUCUCUGAGUUGUCUCAAGAUCCAUGGAGAGGAAAGCUUAUAACUUUCAGCGAAAACCCACAACUUCAAUUGGUGGAAGGAGACGAUCUUAGAACCAAAAAAGAGUUCGUGAGGAAGAUGGAGUGGGGAGCGAACACUGAUUUUCAGAAAUUGUCUGAUCUGAUUCUGAAAAUUGCGGUGGAAGGGAAACUGAAACCGGAAGAGAUGGUCAAGAGGGUUUUCGUGUUCAGCGACAUGGAGUUUGAUGAAGCGUCGGGUUCUCAUUAUUAUCAGGACUAUCGACAUAGAUACUAUUCUGGGUCGGAUUCUGGGUCUGAGGCGGAGAAUGGUGGAUGGGAAACGGAUUAUGAAGCGAUCGUGAGGAAGUACAAAGAGAAAGGGUACGGUGAAGCUGUGCCGGAGAUAGUAUUUUGGAAUCUGAGGGCUUCUAAGUCAACGCCGGUGACGGCAAAUCAGAAAGGUGUUGCUUUGGUGAGUGGGUUUUCGAAGAAUCUGAUCAAAAUGUUUUUGGAUAAUGACGGAGAGAUUGAUCCGAUGAUGAUCAUGGAGGCUGUAAUCUCCGGUGAAGAGUACAAGCAGCUUGUUGUCAUCGAUUGA
Arabis nemorensis is the source of this 642-nucleotide messenger RNA. The record is from the annotation of a GenBank genome assembly. Lineage: Eukaryota; Viridiplantae; Streptophyta; Magnoliopsida; Brassicales; Brassicaceae.